This is a messenger RNA of Musa acuminata AAA Group (dessert banana), 435 nucleotides long. RefSeq names its product ycf20-like protein. The record is from RefSeq and is a predicted model, not a curated record. Bases 1 to 435 code for a protein of 144 amino acids. The transcript has a single exon. NCBI's taxonomy places the organism in Eukaryota, Viridiplantae, Streptophyta, Magnoliopsida, Zingiberales, Musaceae.
AUGAGAAGCUACAGGUGGAGGACAGCCCUUGCCUUGGAUACAGGUGGAUCCCCUAGUAGCAAUGGUCAAGAGAACCUAGGGGAUAAUGCAGGGCUUGGCAGGACUAGAUUGGGCACUAUUGUACGAGCCGCUGCUGCACAGCUUCUUGAAAAGUUAAAUGCUGCUCGGAAGAACUUUCCGAUGAAAAUAUUCCUCCUCCUCUUGGGUUUCUACACAGCCAAUGCUUUAGCAACAAUCCUAGGGCAGACCGGUGACUGGGAUGUCCUGGUGGCUGGCGUGGUGGUGGCUGUGAUCGAGGGAAUUGGCAUGCUCAUGUAUAGAAAACCAUUCACUACGCCCGUAGGGAGGUUGCAGAACUUAAUUGUGAUGGUGAACUACUGGAAAGCUGGUGUAUGCUUGGGUCUCUUUGUUGAUGCCUUCAAGCUAGGAAGUUAG